AUGUGCAUACCCAACCCCGACGGCCGCGGGCGCGCGCUGCUGAUUGGCGGCGGCAUUGCCAACUUCACUGAUGUGGCCGCGACCUUCAAGGGCAUCAUACAGGCCCUCAGGGAGCAGGCCGAAGCCAUCAAGGCGGCGCAGCUGCGGCUCUUCGUGCGCCGCGGCGGCCCCAACUACCAGACCGGCCUCGCCGCCAUGAAGGCCAUUGGCAGCGAGCUCGACAUCCCCGUGGAGGUGUACGGCCCAGAGACCUCCAUGACCCAGAUCUGCGCCAAGGCGAUCGAGUACAUCAAGUCGGCAGCCUAG
Messenger RNA from Monoraphidium neglectum, 306 nucleotides. Its product is annotated as ATP citrate (pro-S)-lyase. Lineage: Eukaryota; Viridiplantae; Chlorophyta; Chlorophyceae; Sphaeropleales; Selenastraceae. The record is from RefSeq and is a predicted model, not a curated record. The coding region runs from base 1 to 306 and encodes 101 amino acids. The transcript is spliced from 4 exons.